Molecule: messenger RNA, 703 nt
Organism: Owenia fusiformis
Lineage: Eukaryota; Metazoa; Annelida; Polychaeta; Sabellida; Oweniidae
Source: the annotation of a GenBank genome assembly
AUGUAUUCCUUCAAAGAUCCUCAAAUUGAUCUAGAUUUCGAUGAUGUUGAUGGAGAUAUUGAUUCUCAAAACACAGACCCUGUCGAGCAAAAUAAAAAUCGCAGAAAACAAACACUUCCUAGCACAAAAAUUAAAGUUGAGCCAAAUGACUCGAGGGUUUCUUCAGUAUCUACGCCAGUUGAUGAUAAACCUAUGAAAGUAAAACAAGAAACAGUUAUAGAUGUCAGAAUCACAAAUGGCGAUACAGUGAAUGGGAAAAAGUUUGAUGCAAAAUUUCCUUGUAUACUUGCACUGUUAAAAUCUGAACCUCAAGAAUAGAUGUUUAAGUUUUCAAACAUUUUGGGUAAAUAAACAAAUUGAGUUUGUAUUGGACAAAGUUUAGUCCUCAUACAUCUAUCCCACCAAUAACUCAAAUCUCAGUGGAAACUUUAGAACCAUGUAUUUUUAUAUUUUGUGUGUUUGACUGAAAUGUACUUCUUUAAUCAUCCUGUUAGUGUGCAUUUAUGUUGAUUUAUUUGUGCCAAUUUUACAAUUGGAGAAAAUUUCAAUAUCAAUUAAAAAGAAUUUGAGCAAUAUUGCAUAAUUGUUCAUGCAAGUAUUACAGGAAACAAAUGUUAAAUGCUUUGGUCAGAAAACUAUCCAAGUUUAGACAUAAUCCUAUUUAACAGCUAGUUCCAAAAUUUCAAAUUGGUCAUUAUUUUCU